Candoia aspera is the source of this 2361-nucleotide messenger RNA. Its product is annotated as stomatin-like. Gene Ontology annotation, cellular component: plasma membrane. Bases 79 to 927 code for a protein of 282 amino acids. The record is from RefSeq and is a predicted model, not a curated record. NCBI's taxonomy places the organism in Eukaryota, Metazoa, Chordata, Lepidosauria, Squamata, Candoiidae. The transcript has 7 exons.
AGCGCCGCCGAGGCCAGACGGCUGCAGCUGGGUGGAGCAGCGCUCGGCAGGGUGGCUCCGUCCAGGGUGGCCAGCGAGAUGAGCGAUCCGGAGAAGGGCGGCCGCGGGCAGCGGGAGCCGCUCAAGAUCGGAGAUGGUACUUCCAACAGCCUUGGAGUAUGUGGCUGGGUCCUGGUUAUAAUUUCAUUCCUAAUGGUGGUCGUCACUUCCCCUGUUUCCAUUUGGAUGUGCAUAAAGAUUGUCAAGGAAUAUGAGCGCGCCAUCAUUUUUAGACUCGGACGUAUCCUAAAAGGAGGUGCAAAAGGACCAGGGCUGUUUUUUGUCUUGCCUUGUACGGACAACAUCAUCAAAGUGGACAUGAGAACCAUCUCAUUUGAUAUACCACCGCAGGAAAUUCUCACCAAAGAUUCAGUGACGGUGAACGUGGAUGGGGUGGUCUACUAUCGUGUUCAGAAUGCGACCCUUGCAGUAGCAAACAUCACCAACGCGGACUCGGCUACUCGGCUCCUGGCUCAGACAACUCUCAGGAAUGUUCUGGGGACCAAAAAUCUUUCUCAGAUUCUCUCCGACCGGGAGGAAAUUGCUCACAGUAUGCAGGCCACCCUAGACGAUGCCACAGAUGACUGGGGCAUCAAGGUGGAGCGGGUAGAGAUCAAGGAUGUGAAAUUGCCCAUCCAGCUCCAAAGAGCCAUGGCUGCUGAAGCAGAGGCAGCUCGAGAAGCCCGGGCAAAGGUCAUUGCUGCAGAGGGUGAAAUGAAUGCUUCCCGGGCACUGAAGGAAGCCUCGAUCGUCAUCACGGAGUCUCCCGCCGCCCUCCAACUCCGCUACCUGCAGACUCUAACCACCAUUGCAGCUGAGAAGAACUCCACAAUUGUCUUCCCCUUGCCCAUAGACAUGCUGCAAGGAAUUAUGGGAAUGAGACAGUAACGAAUGAGGCUAUGUUGGUGAAGAGAAAGGGGCUCUUGGGCGGAAAGCUAGAUUAAAAACAAGCAUCAGUGUUGACUAGGAGAGCAGUUGCAUCCAUGUAGAGCUCAUAGGUAUUUUGCAUCAGCUGGACCCCCCUUGUUUUCCUUCUGAACCAAUGUAGAGAUCCCGUUUUUGCUUCUUCUCCCUGUUUCCUUCUUUAAAGAGAGAUUUCUGAGUGCCUUGCAUCUCGUUUGGAGGGAGAGUGAAAGAAUUGCUCAGAGCUUGGCCUUUUUUCUUUUUUCUUUGGCUUCUCUGAUGGGAAAUGGAUUCCCAUAUGAGAAAUCAGACAUGGAACUUUCCGUAGCGGCCUUGUUGUCAGAGACUGUAAUGAACAAACACAUUGUAAUUAUGGAGAUAAUAUAUUGUAGCUAUUGUGUUCAGGUUAUGCGCCUGUGUCUCUGCCUUGGUGUGUCAACUUCAUACAAUGCCUCUCUCUGGCUAUGCUAUGUACAUUUUUUUAUAAGAACAGAGGUGUGCUUUUUUAACCAUUUUUAAAGGAUGACUGUCCAUGUCCUGAUUUUGAUUUUUUUUUUUUAGAAAAAUAAAACCAAAACGAAGGUGGUCUUAUUGCCAGAAAUGAUGCUGGUGCCUUUGAGUCUUUAGCUGAUCUUAGAUUUAUUGUUUCCAGAAGGCUAAGAAGCUCGACAUUUAUUUUGAGAUGCAUGCUAAGUGAUUUACUGGAAAGGAAGUUUAAUUCAACAGGAUUGGCUCCCCAAAGUUUAGACGGAGACUGUCUCUACUACCACAUUCUCAGCAAAUCUCAAACAAUUCAUUUUAAAGACAGAUAAACCCCAUAGGCUUCCUUUCAAGUAAGUUCAAUAUUUGCGUUAAAGCUCAGCUUGUUGCUAAUGUACCACACUGAUGUUUAGCCCUGUGUUUCUGUAUAUUUGCAUCACGCAUUUUGUAAACUUACGAUGUGGUCAGAAUGAGAACUUUAGGUAACUGUCACCGAAUAGCAUUGUGGUUAACUGUGAUUAUUGUCUUCAGCACUGUGUGUUAAGAAAAUAGGGCUGUGGCCCAGUUAGUACAGUCACAGGCCAGUCAGAAAACUGACCGGCCUUUUAACUGUCUGAACUAAUGAACUUCUGUUGAAACAUUGUCGUCAUCAUUCAUAUGCUCAGAACGUGUCCUUGGGACCCUGCCACUUUAAUUUCAUGCUAAUUUUAGUUCAGCACGCAAUUAUAGAAUUGGAAUGAACGCAUCCCCCAAAGGCAGGCAGGAAGCAUCCAAAAAAAAAAAAGUAACUUUUCUUUAAAGCCCAUCUACCAAAAGUGCUCUUACUAUAAUGUAGGAAAUAAAUAUAUAUAUAUAUAUAUAUAUCAAUGAAAAGGUGUCUGAAUUCUAAAGUGUCCUUGUUUAUGAGCUGAAGUUCCAAUAAAUGUUUCUUUUAACGUG